AUGAAGAACAGUCAGAUCCACACUGAGAUGAUGGAAGAAGAUGAAGAACAGUCAGAUCCACAUCGAGUCCUGAGUAACGUGGAGGGGAAGUACCUGAUGGACAGUGUCCCGUUCAGCUGCUGUAACCCCGGGUCCCCCCGGCCCUGCAUCCAGCAUCACUUGACCAAUAACUCGGCCCACUAUGACUACGACCACCGCAUUGAGGAGCUCAACAUCUGGACCCGGGGCUGCCGAGAGGCCCUCUUCUACUACUUCAGCAGCAUAAUGAACAGCAUUGGAGUGCUCAUCAUUGGCACCAUCAUCCUGGAGUCGGUGGACAUGGCCGGGUUGAAGUACCUAACCACGGCUCUGGAGACGAUGGAGGACCCGGAGAACCCUGAGUGUGAGAGCGACGGCUGGCUGCUGGAGAAAGGAGUGAAGGAGACGAUGGGAGAGCUGUUCGCCAAGAUGAAGAUGCUCGGAAAGACCAACCAAGUGGUGGAGGGCGAGGACGCACCUGAGGGUUAGGGUGAACCACCUGAGAGCCCUGCCCCCCCAAGAAGGACUGAGGCCCCUCCCCCCACCACACACCUUUACCUGCCUCUCCUCCAUCUGUACAUACACCAUCAUACAUGUGUUAAACACACACACACACACACACUUAAAAUUUAUAUCUUCCUUUGUGUACAUAUGUUGAUCAGAGUUUAUUUUUAAACGGGAGGAACAGAAACCUGCUGCUGUAAAUAAAACUUCUGGGUUGGGAUUUAAAAUUCUAUUACAAACAUAUAUUA
This is a messenger RNA of Anarrhichthys ocellatus (wolf-eel), 770 nucleotides long. Its product is annotated as peripherin-2-like. The transcript is spliced from 3 exons. Gene Ontology annotation, biological process: visual perception. The coding region runs from base 1 to 507 and encodes 168 amino acids. The record is from RefSeq and is a predicted model, not a curated record. Lineage: Eukaryota; Metazoa; Chordata; Actinopteri; Perciformes; Anarhichadidae. Gene Ontology annotation, cellular component: membrane.